UUACCUUUGUAUUGUGAGUGGGUCUUACCGUGACUCCCGCCCCUUCAGGCCCAACUCCUUUCUUAGCGCCACUGCAAAGUACUCCAAUUGUCCACCGGAGCAACGAUACCGUUAUUCAAUGGCUCUCACCCUCCCUCGAAAAUGGAAAUGGAGGCCAUUCUUGGUCUCCUCCAUAGCUUCAAUUAUUGGACCUGAAACUAGAGCUCAUGGGUUUCGAUCAGAUGCUGUUUUAGAAGCAUUAAGGAAGGCAAGAGAAGAGAAGAUCCCAAAUGUGGUGCUAUACAAGUACCCUUCUUUCUCCGGAUCAUUCUCUGCUCUGUUUGCUACCCUCUUCCACUCUCGCCUCAAUCUAUCUUGCCUUGUUUUGCCUUUCUCUUUGGUUCAGCCUCUCAGGGUUGAAGAUUUGGCAUUUGAAGGACUUGAGAGAUGUUAUCUUCUUGAUUUUCUUGGUCCUCCAGGAUUUGCCGCUGUGCUUUCACGGCAAUCAAUGUGCGAGGUAAUAGGCUUUGAUCACCGAAAAUCAGCACUUUCAAGAAUUCCCUCUGCUGAAGAGUGUGCAGAGAAAGUCACAUUUCAUGUUGAUCUUGAAAAGAGUAGCUCUACUGUUGUAUAUAACUAUUUCUCUAACAAGCUUCUAGCUAUAACAUCUCAUAAUAAUAAGGGAGGAGUUAACAGAUUGUUGAACCCAGAAGACCAAGAACGUGUUGAAAUGGUUCUUAAGUACAUUGAAGAUGCAGAUCUUCGACGAUGGAGCCUACCAUAUAUUAGGGCUUUUAAUAUCGGACUAAAUGAAUGGCGCUCGAAGUUAAAUUGCAUCACAAACCCAUUUAUGUUUGAAGAGUUGUUGGAGAUGAGUUCUACCUCUUUAAUUGCCAAUGGAAAUUCAUAUAUUUCCUCUCGUCAGAGUGCUGCAAGCAAGUUACUAGAUAAGGUUUUUAAAGUUCGAUUGGGUAGAGGAUUUUAUGGGGAGUGCCUGGGAGUUAGAGCUGAUGGCAAUUCCAACUUAAGUGAUGAAAUUGGCAGGCAACUUAGUGUAAAAAGUGCUGCAGCUGGUCUUAGGCCCAUAGGAGCUGUUGUCUACAUGCAACGGAAUAAUCUAAAGAUGUGCUUAAGGAGUACAGAUAGAGAUACUGAUACAUUGGAAGUUGCAAAGGCAUAUGGUGGAGGUGGCUCGCCAAGUUCUAGUUCCUUUAUUAUACGGAUGGAUGAGUAUAAUCAGUGGCUUUCAGACAAUGCAUCAUGAUUGCAUCAAGUUGUGACACUGAUUGGAAAGGUGAAGAACAAAGCCAUAGCGCUGGCAAAGAGAAGUCCCCACCAUUGCAUCUGAACCUGAUCAUUCAAGACUAUGCAGAGAACAAGCGAAACUGCAAGUGUGGCAGCCAGCAACAAGUGAAACCACCAGGAAGUUAUGUCCUUGUAUCUUCUCAUCAAUCUGGUAUGGAUAUCCUCCUUGCCGUUACAAGAAUAAUGGUAUCGCUCAUAAAUCUCCCUGUGAAUUAUAAGUCAUACACAAUAAUGUGAUCAUGUGUAAAUACAAAUACACGUUUCCGAUUGAAAUAGCUGUAAUGAGAAUUAAGGUGCUUCCAAUUGAUGAUUCAGUUUGAAAAGGGUUAAACCACUGUGGAUUGUAUUUGUUUUUGCUUUGAGCAUUUCAGAAUAACAGAGGACACUGUAAAAACUCGUGGUUGACAAAAUAUAUUGAAUUGAAAAACGAAUUAACUA
This is a messenger RNA of Hevea brasiliensis (rubber tree), 1722 nucleotides long. RefSeq lists its product as uncharacterized. The transcript has 9 exons. Bases 119 to 1243 code for a protein of 374 amino acids. The record is from RefSeq and is a predicted model, not a curated record. Lineage: Eukaryota; Viridiplantae; Streptophyta; Magnoliopsida; Malpighiales; Euphorbiaceae.